GGAACAAGAUCGGUCUGAAGUCUGAAGCCAGCAGGCAGGCAAGCCCAUCCAGCGAGCGAGCCAGCAAGCAUACCGCAAUACUUGGAUACGCCCGUACUUUUACACACCUACAUAUAUUCUUCGCAUUCGAUCCCGUCCGUGCCUUGCCGUGACUUACCGCUGCGGAGAUGGCAUCCGACGACGCGCUCCCGGUGCUCAAGGUCCUGAUCAUCGGACCCUCCGGCGCCGGCAAGUCUGCAUGUACGUACUGGCGUCACGCCAUCAGCUCCUGUCACAGCCAUCGCCGUUGCUGUUGCUAUUUCCAUUACCAUAUACCUACAGCAUAUCUACAGCCCGCGCAUAUCGCCGCCGCCGCGUUACCUCACUCUCCCACAUCCGUGCACGCAUACGCGCAUAUGAGUACACGCAUGAAAGUGCUUCAGGACGCGGCCGUCACCAUCCCUCCCCCCCCCCCCCCGUCUUCCCCCGGCUCCUACCUGCAUGAUGUCCCUACUGACCCCCUCCCCCCCGGCCCCGCAUUUUGGCACCCCGGCGAUCUCCCACGAAGGUACACAGCAAGCAUGCGUGCAGAACGGGAGGUGAGGCCGGCGCUCGGCGGGGUAGGACGGGCAGGCAUCUACACAGACACGAAUAUGCCCUCUGCAGAAUCGAGGCUAACCAUGUGUGUCGGAAUCACCUCUGUGGCGACAAAACAGUGCUGUUGAGAUGUACGUAUGGGACACUUCUUCCCCCCAACUUGUCCACUUCGCCGCCACCCCCUCCCCGAGGAGGCCGGAAUGCCGGUGCCCUUCCGCAAGGGCCCACUCUCCUCGACGAAGCAUGAUGGUAACCUUUGCUUUUAUUGCACUUCGUACAGAUUGCGACGAUCAGUUCGACCCUGAGUCGUCGACGGCGACUAUCGGCAUCGACUUCAAGGUAAGACAGCUCGGUGGAGGCAGGUGAUCUGCCGAAUGUAGCAACGUGUCUGUCGAUCUACGCAGUUGGGCAAGAGGGAGGAAAAGGCAAGAGAGCUGUGCUGAUGUGAUGCUCGCCGGCGCGU
This is a messenger RNA of Durotheca rogersii, 1039 nucleotides long. RefSeq lists its product as uncharacterized. The transcript has a single exon. Bases 168 to 704 code for a protein of 178 amino acids. NCBI's taxonomy places the organism in Eukaryota, Fungi, Ascomycota, Sordariomycetes, Xylariales, Xylariaceae. The record is from RefSeq and is a predicted model, not a curated record.